ACAUUCAUUCACCAUUCACAAUACCAAGCAAUAAAAUAUAAUGAAUAUUUCCUGUAGGUUCAUUCUUAGGUUUUUAUUGAAAACGUUAAAACAUUGUUUUUAAAAGGACUAGGUUUAAUGUAAGACUGGGUUUAAUUAACAACGUCUGAAGACAGUACAAAUAGUUAUUGGAACAGACGAUAGCUAUUGAAUUCGACAUAAAGGUUUUGGAGACUUGUACAUAAAAAAAGUUAAAACUGUAACAGAUAUUUAAAAAAGGUGAAUUUCAGUUGCAAAAUAGUGAACGAAAGCAUAUAUCAGUUUUUGGUUAACUUGUGCUAAUUUUAGAUGGAUUGAUUAUUUGUGUUUAUUAAACCUAUACAAAGAUAUUUUAUCUAUGCAAUAUGAGUCGGAUAACAUUACGAGCUCUCUUUUGUUGUAUGCUAUUGUCAUCAAAUAUAUUAACGGAUGCAUAUGGAUUUAGCCAGCAAGGGGGAAAGAAAAGCAAUAAGAAAGAUGCCACUAGCCAAACAUCGUCAGCUAAAAAGCAUCUGAAACACGGUACAUCUGCUGUGCAUGACAAUAAAAAUGUAAAUAAUAGAACCGUUUCAAAGACAGAGCCACAUGUGAAAGACGCGGCCCAUGAAGUCAUAAAGGCAGAGAAUAAACUCAUUCUUGAAAUAAAUGAACUUAAACGAAUGCAUCAGCAACUUACUAAAGAGAGGUACAAAGAUCCAAACAAUGUUAGGAAAUUGCAGCUCUUGCAUCACAUUGAAAAGCAAAUACAGAUCCGUCAAAUGAAACAAAAACAAAGACAAAAUAAAAGUGUAUCAGGUCAAGACAAACAUGUGACAACAUCUGGGAAAGUGCAGUUGUUCGAUCCAAAGGAAACUUUAACAGCUGCAAGUUUAAAAAACUUAGGUCAGAGAAACGUGACGCAACGCCAUGUGCAGCAUAGUUCCGUGUCGCAAAAUCAAACACCACAACAUUAUGGAGUGAAUAAUCAAGAGCAGCAUCAAACGAAAACAAAUAACAUUUUGCCACAACAGUUAGUUCAACAACAUAACAACAUCGUAUCAGAAAAUCAAAUAGUUUUACCGCAUGGUGCAAGACAGGUUGUGUAUCCACAAAAUAUCAUACGAAGACCGAUUAUAGUGAACACACAUCAGUCAAUGGGAUCAGUUGCACAUCAAAUACCUUCACAGCAAGGUAUAUUAGUGCCUGUAAGUGCCCUUUCUUCGCAGCACAUUCUAAAUGGUCCAAGACUAAUGCAGGAUAAAAUAGUCUUGGUUAAUCCAAUGUUCAGUGACAAUACCUUACGUGUUGUUUCAAAUGAAGGCAUUGCAAAAGCAGCGCCUACAAAACAGUCGCCUAAACCCGUUCCCACUACUACAAAAGCAACGGCACCUACAUCGACAACAACAACAGUUGUACCAUCUACAACCGUUUCGACGCCAUCUCCUACCUCAACUAGUGUCCCAGAAGCGACAACGCCAUUAGACAUGGAAACAUUAAAACAGGAUUUACUACAAAGAACUAUGAAAAAGCAGGAGUUGGAGAUUAGAAAACUACAACUGGAAAUUCGAGCUCUCCAACGUGAAGAGAGAAACAGUUUUCCUGAAAUGGAAAAUGAAGACGGUCCUCAGCGGAGGCGUGGGCAAUUUGGGCAAAUACCACAGAUGCCUCCUUUUAUCCGGUGACUAGGCCCGGGGUAUUCUAAUCGAAUGAGCAAAAGAGGACACAUAGGUCAUCGCAGUAAUAAUUUAACUCCUAAUCAAAACGUUGUUAAUAUAGUACCUUUAAAAUUUAAUGAGAAAUCUAAGAAAUUGACUUUCAAGUUCCAGUUCAAGUACAAAUGAUUUAAUUAGAAAAAACUUUAUACAUACACUCUUUUUGUAGCAUCACUGUUAGAUUAUAUCAUUAGAAUAAAGUUUGAUUGCCCGCAAAACAAUUAAGCCAUCAUUUAGUUUAGUAUUAUUUCUACAGCAUAUGCUACAUUUUUUUGCUUAGGCCACACCAAAUUAAAAAGUUGUUCAUAAGAUUUGCCGCUCGUAUAUUUUCAGAAACGCACAAAAAAUUGAAAAGAUUCAAGGCAAAACUUUUUUGUGCGCUACUUUUUACGGACGUAACAGUGUACAAAUGCUUAUAAUUCCAGUCCCAGAUUGUUCUAA
This is a messenger RNA of Mercenaria mercenaria, 2150 nucleotides long. RefSeq lists its product as uncharacterized. Bases 384 to 1679 code for a protein of 431 amino acids. The transcript is spliced from 3 exons. The record is from RefSeq and is a predicted model, not a curated record. NCBI's taxonomy places the organism in Eukaryota, Metazoa, Mollusca, Bivalvia, Venerida, Veneridae.